GUAUAUCUUGACAAAAAAUGUAAUUAGAUAAUAUAUUAGAUAAAGUCGAUAGAAAAUUUCUUAACAAUUGAGUGUCAUAUUUAAAUUAAUUAAGUAACUCGAUCUCUCUUUAUUUAAUUAUAGAGUAACUAUGUAAUUCUAUUAUAGCAGAAACAUUUAUAGAACGUCAAUUAUUUUUUUUUAUCAUUCAAUCGGAUGCUGUUUCAACAUAUCUGUGAAAGUUUGACCACAUGUACUACGAGAUACUAAAAGUUUCAGGUUUACCUCGCGGGAGACGUAUAAACAAUCCCAUAAGGAAUUUACUCGAACACUUUCAUGUUUCAUAAGACCGCAAAAUAUGUUCCAUAAAAUCGAGUUAACAUCUUUAAAAGCAUCGCGAAAUUGUACCUGCGCGUUUGUAUUAUUCUAUCUGGAUGCUGAUAUAUGUGCAACGAAAUGAUUUUCCGCGGUUUUAGAGGAAAUCGCGGUAAAGUUUGUGUGUGUGUGUGUGUGUGUGUUUUUUUUAAGAGCUAACAUUAUCGUCCUAGCUCGCACUCGUUGAAGCGAAUUGUUUAAUCAAUGUUUGUUUGCGCUUUUACUCGUUUGUUCGAUUCAAGAAUAUACUAAAUUCGGUUUUGUUACAUUAAUUAUUUGUAAGGAGAAAGAGAGAGAGAGAGAGGGGGGAAGAGAGAAUCUCCUUUACCAUCAAUACGAUACUCUAACAAUCUAAUCGACGACUGUUACCACGAUCUGUUAGACUAAUUUCAUGGAAACAAAGGAAAACGGUCCAUUGAGCGCGGAUGAUUAUCAUCCGAAGACCUCGAAACGUACCGCGGCGUUCACCUUCCUAUAAUGCAUAUAUAAAGACGUGAUUCACUUUCACUCUCAUUUAGUCGGUUUCGAAUCUUAUGUGUGUCCGUACGUCUUUUUUUUCUGACAUUAACUGUUACGUUGAACGACUUAAUUUUGCUACACGCCAGAUAAUAAAAAUGCGUGUUUCUCUUUUAAUCUUUUUCAUUACGAUCGCGAUAGUAACGGCUGAAAAUGAUGAAUCCUGGACAUGGAACGAUAAUAAACAGAAAACGAAUCGAGACAUUGAUGCCAGAUAUCAGGUGCACGAGCCUUCUGAACAUUUGAAUAGUUUUGACAAUGGCAUUCAAUUGGGAUUUAGACCUCAGAAUCCAGGCCCUUACGGUCCCAAUGGCAGACCACUUGCACCGGCAUACCAAGGCAGUAACGGCAUCCUCGUCGGUCCCAGUGGACCAACAGGAAUAAUUGGCAGACCUUCUCGUUUCGAACCAAAUGGACACGAUGAUAUUCUGGAUUCGGUACCGCCAUGGAUCAGAGACGAUCCCCGUUAUCGAGAGUUCGACACUUGUAAAUGCAGAUAUAGUUUCAAUUGUCCGUCACCCGGCUUGAAAUUCGGCCACUGCGCGAGAGAGAAAAAGUAUUGUUGUUUCAACAGCAAAAGAUUCCCAGGAUUGUCUGUAGGACAUCGUUACCCAUAUUAUCCUGAUGCGCCGACAUACGGGCCGAAUGGUUUUGCACCAACAUCGAAUUAUUAUGGCAAUCGAAGACCGUAUAACGACGGCUACCAACAUCCGUCUUUCGGUGAUUAUUAUUCAGGAUCACAUAGCGGCAGUUAUGGUCACCGUAAUGAGUUCGAGUCGUUACGGCCAUAUGGUUAUGAUCCGGAACUCGACGAUUAUGUCAUCUACGGGAGGUCAUUGAGCAAGAAUCAGACGCAACCAAACGAAGAGAAACCAAAGACGCACGAAAAUAUUAGAAAGUAACGAGUAAAUUCUUAUCAAUAUUUUGUCAUUCUCAAUGGUGAUGCCAAAGAUGUGACAGAGAUGCAGAGAGAUAUACAUCAUAUAUCUUAUAUAUCUAUAUAUUUUUAUUGCGCAAUUGUAUUGACACAUAGUUUAAGAGGAUUUAAAUUUAAUACAAACUUUUUGCAUUGAUAAUUCAUUUCAGUUAAAGUACAUGUGUAAUUUGUAACUGUAAAAAUUAUGAAUUAUCUAUAUCGUAAAUUUUAAUAAUGCCUCGUUUUUUAAUUUAUAAAAUAUACAUUGUUUUUUACCUUUAAACACUCUCUUUUAAGCUAACAAAUAUAAUCCCGAGUAAAUAAGUUUUGACUUAAAAAAAAAAUAAAUUACUUUAAAUUACCGUUUAAAUUUAUACGACGCAUAAUGAAAGAUUAAAUUUUUGAGCAAUAUAGCAAUUAUCC
Molecule: messenger RNA, 2209 nt
Organism: Monomorium pharaonis (pharaoh ant)
Lineage: Eukaryota; Metazoa; Arthropoda; Insecta; Hymenoptera; Formicidae
Exons: 6
Coding region: 888-1772 (294 amino acids)
Source: RefSeq, a predicted model, not a curated record